Messenger RNA from Danaus chrysippus (African queen), 354 nucleotides. Lineage: Eukaryota; Metazoa; Arthropoda; Insecta; Lepidoptera; Nymphalidae. The record is from the annotation of a GenBank genome assembly.
AUGGACGAUAAUGACAAUUAUUGGACCGGAUUCUAUUGUAUAGCUUGUCGAGAGGAAAAGGACUUAAAUCCUGACCAUUCCAUACCAUAUAAUGAAACUAACAAUGAAAGACCUAAAGGGACGGUCAUUGACCUUUUGUCCGAAGUUCGUGCUACGAGUUUCGUAGCGAACCGGCCAACGGAAAAGUCGCGGAGAGAGGAGCGCCGGUGGGACGAACCUGCGCGCGCGCCACCCGAGCGUAUUUAUUCGCAAGGCCACGCUAGCGCCGCGCCAGUGCGUAGACAACACUCGCACGCGGUAUACGGUCACUGCGUUACGAACACCGCGUACCGCGAUACGUAUUCCGCGCACUAA